This is a messenger RNA of Staurois parvus, 1126 nucleotides long. The record is from the annotation of a GenBank genome assembly. NCBI's taxonomy places the organism in Eukaryota, Metazoa, Chordata, Amphibia, Anura, Ranidae.
CAGGAAUAUCUGCAGAGCAGUAGUUUAGCACAAAGGCACCAAAGACUUUAUUCUCUGCUGGACAGAUUUCGGGCAACUGUGGCUUCAGACACAGUUAGCCCCUUACCUUUGGUGACCUCUCACCCGCUGGAUGGGGAAGGUCACCCACGACUGGAAACGUUGGACCCAGAUGAGGGACUGGUAUGUGUCCCUGGUACGUUCCCAGUGUUACGCACACUCUGAUUCUGCACUGCUGGAAGGAGCAGAACUGGUGAACAAAAUACCUCAGACUGAUCGUCUCACCUUCAUGACCAACAAGAAGUUUAACAUGAGCAUGCUAGGUCCAUGUUUGGCUUUGGGAGUGAACCAGAUGAUAGUGGAUCAGGACAGCAGUUUCUUUGAAACAACCCAGUCUGUCCUACUGGAUCUCAUCUCACAGACCGUUCAGCAGCUGCCAGACACUCAUCAGAUCUUUCAGCCUCUGAAGCCAAUGGAGAAAGAUUCCUACUGGGAGAAACUAAUCAUAGUGUUGGGUGACUCUGAAGUAUAUUACUCCCUUGUCACCCUUUGUCGAGCGCUGGCGCAGUACCUGCUGUCACUCCCCAAAAUACCUCAGUCUUUCCACAUACGGCAGGAAAAUGAAGUGGACAUAAUGAAAUUUGUGGUCAUGUCAGUAGAGGCAGUGUCCUGGCAUUUUGUGCAAGAACCGGUACCACUGAGUGUGGAUCUCCAAGCUGUGCUGGAGUGUUGCUGUCUAACUUUACAACAGCCUGGACUGUGGAAUUUGGUGGCUUCUGCAGAGUACGUGACCCAAGCCUGCUCCCUUAUCACCUGCAUUCGCUUUAUUAUAGAGGCUGUUGCAGUUCAACCUGGAGAGCAACUUCUGAGUCCAGAGAGGAAGAAAGACAGCUCGUCUGAAGAUCAAGAAGGAGAUGAGGUGGAUUCGGGAGUGCAAGGAGCUGUAUUUAUUAAGACUGCCUGCACCAUGAUGUCUGAGAUGGUGGAUUCCCUGCAGACAGUUUUGUUGUUUGGACACAAGAGGAACAACAAUAUUGCAGCAUUUCUCACUCCAGUGUUACGGAAUAUAAUUGUAAGCCUGGCUAGAUUGCCUGCAGUCAACAGCUACACCAGAGUCCCUCCAUUGGUG